Messenger RNA from Mizuhopecten yessoensis (Yesso scallop), 1516 nucleotides. RefSeq lists its product as uncharacterized. The transcript is spliced from 6 exons. The record is from RefSeq and is a predicted model, not a curated record. NCBI's taxonomy places the organism in Eukaryota, Metazoa, Mollusca, Bivalvia, Pectinida, Pectinidae. The coding region runs from base 76 to 852 and encodes 258 amino acids.
GAUCAGAAACAGUUUCAAACUAUUUCAAACUCUAUUUCGGAUUUUUAUUUCAGAUCUCAUUUCUCGGAUACAAAGAUGAAGUUACCGUCGAUAGUUUUCCUUACUGUUUCGUUACUCGAUUUACCAUGUACCCUAUCCCAGACACCACCCACGUCUGUUAAACCUAACACAACACCAACAGGCAACGCAUGUCCGGUCCUGAACACGUCUCGACAGGGCCGUAACCUACUUGUCCACCUCCUACCAAAUAAUCAGUGUCAAUUGGUGGUUUCAGUAACAUCACGAAAAGUAGCGUAUGAUAAAUUGGUCAGAUUAAAUUCAAGGACAGUUAGAAAGGAUAUCAGAGAUGUAUAUUUCAUUGAGGGCUCCUUUAGGCGUGCAAUGACUCCUCAGGUUCCCGGGUUUCCUCCUGUAAAUUGUCCUCCUUUCAACGUUCAAAUGCAGAGCAACACCAUCGUUAUUGAGACCAGACCACGAGACUGCUACGUAACUGUUGCCCACCAAGAAGUGUUGACCCCAGUGUGGAACCCGUCACGUGGAAUGCCAAUAUUCACCAACCGGCAGUCAUAUGAAGUGAAAAACUCAGGUCCGUUCCAGAUAAGUCCUAGCUUUCCUUUUAUUCCACGACCAGGCGUGCCUGCAACUGGUCAAACUGGUAUUCAGCCAAGCGUACCUGUCCCUGGACAAACAAAUCUACCAGCACCACCAACAACAGGUGUUCACACGUUUAUGCCAUUAGUCUUCCCAGGGACUGGUGCGCAGACUUCCCAAACUACUGGCCCUGUGACGAGUGUUGGCGGGUCUCCACCACCAGUACCGGUCUCUUUGACGACUGAGACAGGAGGCGUAUAGUGGUUCACGCAUUCUCCCUACGUUACAAAAUGAAAGUAAUUCUCCUUGUCGUGGUUUAUUAUUUGCGACUGAAACAAUAUGAAGCAUUAUACUGCCAUCCUGAGUCUGAACAAAGAAAAAGACAGCAUGACGGAUACGAAACACGGUGCAAUACUUUUUGUCUUUGCGGCCGAGACCGUAAAGAAUUGUACAUGAAGAAAAAACAGUUACCUGGCUCUGGAGGAAUGGUGCAACUUCAUUGGUUGUGUCGAAAAACUCCUUAAUAACCAAAUGCUGGUUUAAGCGAUACAUUUAUUCUCAAUGAGAAAUUUUAAUGAUAAAAUGAUAGUAGCAAAUUAAAAACAAGGACAGCGAUGAAAUCAAGAGAUUCUUACUGUACGCUUUGGAAUUUUCGCCCAGUCAAAUCCCUUCGCCCACGAUAUCAAUUUUUGCUUAGUGUUAUUUUCGCCCUCCACAUUUAAUUACUGUGUAAAUUAUGUUCUUUACAAUUGCUUGCUGAUAUGAUAAAUUCGCCUUCAUUACAGAGGGCGAGAAAAGGCAGCGAAACUUUCCCGGUUAACAGGUUGUCAUAUCUAGUGACCUACCAAUUGAAAACAUCAUAUAUAUAAUGUGGUCCUCAUACUUACGAUAUAAAUAUAUAUAACAAGAAGUCAUUAAAAUAAUA